Messenger RNA from Aspergillus aculeatus ATCC 16872, 843 nucleotides. Its product is annotated as proteasome regulatory particle base subunit RPN10. Bases 1 to 843 code for a protein of 280 amino acids. Gene Ontology annotation, molecular function: polyubiquitin modification-dependent protein binding. The transcript is spliced from 4 exons. Gene Ontology annotation, cellular component: cytosol; nucleus; proteasome regulatory particle, base subcomplex. NCBI's taxonomy places the organism in Eukaryota, Fungi, Ascomycota, Eurotiomycetes, Eurotiales, Aspergillaceae. The record is from RefSeq and is a predicted model, not a curated record. Gene Ontology annotation, biological process: proteasome-mediated ubiquitin-dependent protein catabolic process.
AUGGAAGCUACCAUGAUCAUGUCCGUUCCUCUUGUGGACAACAGCGAAAGCAGCCGUAACGGUGAUUAUACGUCGACCCGAUGGCAAGCACAGAUCGACGCUGUCAGCGUCAUUCACACGACCAAGAUGCGCGUACACCCCCAAUCCGCCGUCGGGCUGAUGAGCAUGGGAGGAAAGGGUCCCGAAGUCCUGUCGACAUUCACCACCGACUUCGGUGGUAUCCUGGCUGGUCUGCACCGCACGAAGAUCGGUGGCACUGCCCACCUUAGCUCCAGCAUACAAGUGGCCGGUCUCGCCCUCAAGCACCGCUCCGAGAAGUCCCAAAGACAGCGCAUCAUCGUUUUCUCCUGCUCCCCCAUUGAAGAAGACGAGAAGACGCUCGUGAAGCUCGCCAAGAAGAUGAAGAAGAACAACGUGUCCAUCGACGUGAUCGCCUUCGGAGACCUCGAAUCCGACCAGACCAAGAAGCUCGAGGCGUUCGUCGAGAACGUCAAGGGUGGCGACGGCUCCCACCUGGCCAUCAUCCCGCCCGGCGACAACCUGCUGAGUGAAGAGCUCCAGGCCACGCCGAUCCUGGGUGGUGACGGCAGCGGCGCCGGUGGCGCCGGGCCGGACGGCGGGGACGGGGGCUUCAACUUCGAGGAUGCGGCGGAGAACGACCCCGAGCUGGCCUUCGCCCUGCGUCUGUCCCUCGAGGAGGAGAAGAACCGACAAGAGAAGGAGAAGCGGGAUCGGGAGGAACAGGAGCGCAAAGCCAACUUGGAGGGUAUUCCCGAGGAGACUGGUGAGGGUAGCGGAAGCAAAGACAAGAAGGAAGACGGUGACAAGAUGGAUACCGCUUAA